UUCUCUCUUUCUCUGCAGUGUGAGGAGGCGUGAGAAUCCCAUGUUGCACUAGUGUCGGUGUGAAAUGCUGGCCUGUCUGCCAGGGCCAGGUGACCUCUCCCUCCAGCUUCUCUCCCACACGCAGAUGAACACUGGACUUCAGAAAUGGGACACUACACAGAGGAUGAGAUCCGCUCCGUAUCCAACCCCUGCGGAAUUGGAUGCUUAUGCUAAGAAGGUUGCCAACAACCCCCUGACCAUCAAGAUCUUCCCCAACAGCGUCAAGGUCCCCCAGAGGAACCACGUGCGCCGCACGGUCAACGGACUGGACACUUCAGGGCCACGCUACAGCCCCUACCCGCCUUCUCAGGCCAGCGCCAAGGCCGGCCUCCUCGCUAUUGUCAAGGUACCUGUAGUCAAGGGCAUCGUCAAGGACUUCGACGGCAGCCGGGCUCGCCUGCACCCGGAGGUGAUCAUGAACGCCGCCCCUCGAGGGCCGUAUGCAGCCGCCACAGCCUCGGCCAGCACUUUAAACCUGCACCACCCGGCCCCAGGGCUGCAGAGGGCUCCGCAUCAGCAGCAGCAGCAGCAGCCUCAGCAGCCAGGGCUGCCCCACACACAGACUCUUCAGCCUCACCCCCAGCAAGGCCCCGCGCCACACCCAGCCCUCAGGCACCCUCCCGCCAUGCCUCAGCACGCCCAGGGCCUGCCCCAGCCACAGACUCUGUCCCACCCCAACGUCCUGGGUCACCCAGGCCAGGGGCCGCCUGCUGCUCUGCCCCAGCAUCAGCCCCCACAGCACCUUCAUCAGCCCCCACCUGGCCUGCAGUCGGGCGGCAGGAAAAUGCCCGACACCGACGUCCCCCCAAAUGUGACUGUCUCUACCUCAACCAUUCCGCUCUCCAUGGCAGGCGGGCUGCACCAGGGCCGGCAGCCCGACCUGAGCAGCAUCGUGCACCAGAUCAGCCAGUUCUGCCAGGCCAGGGCGCAGGGGGCCGGGGCCACUUCCAUGUGCGAGGGCCAGAUCGCCAACCCGAGCCCCAUCAGCCGCAACCUGCUCAUCAACGCCAGCUCCAGAGUCUCCAUGCUCAACAACAACAGCAACCACCCGGUGGCCCCCCCCGGCCUCAUGCACCCUACCUGCCUCAUCACGCCCAUGGACAAAGUCCCCGUCGGGGCAGUGCCCGCUCAGAACAUGGCAGCCAUCAACCGGAUGUCUGUGUACCACAAUGACAUGAAGCCACACCAACAGCACCUCCAGCAGCAGCAGCAACAAAGCCAAUCACAUCAGCAGCAGCAGCAGCAGCAACAGCAGCAGCAACAGCAGCAGCAACAGCAACAGCAACAACAGCAGCAGCAGCAGCACCUUCAACAGCAGCACCUUCAGCAGCAGCAUAACCAUCAGCAGCAGCUGAGGUCAUGGAAUCAACACCAACUCGCCCAUCUACAGCACAUGCCAGAGGGUGGAGGUCACCCCUGCAAGCACCCACCUCGGGACCCUGGCUUCCCCUGCAAGGGGUGCUACCACUCAGAGAUGUGCGGGGCACAGACCUACUCCUAUAAGCCCCUGGUGGAAAAGCCUACCCCCUCGCCCCCCGUUGUCAACAACAACGGCAUGCCACCAGGGGCCAUGGGGCAACAUUACACCAACGGGCACUACUUUCAACACCAGCAGCAGCAGCAGCAGCAGCAGCAGCAGCAGCAGGUGUGGAACAGCAUCCUCCCUACGCCCAACAGUGACAGCUCCGGGUCACAGGACAUGACUCUGCAGUUCCACGGGGUGUCGGGUGCCGCCAACGCUGCUGCUGCUGCCGCUGCCGCUGCCGCCGCCACAGCCAUAGACUGCGGGGGGGCACAUGCACAUUACAGGCCGGGGGUGGGCUCCUCCGCCUCCGGACAGACUAAUCUGAUGCAAACGGCGGAUUACUUGGGCGGGGACUUCCAGACGCCCUGCUUCCGAGAUCAGAAUCUAGGGCUGAUGGGAAAGAUGCACAGGCCUGCCAUGAGCAGGCCAGUCCCAGAGGCCCACGGCCAGCACCCAGGGUACAGAUAAGCUAGAGCCACGUCUCCUCUGCAGUUAGCCAACACAUACACCUUCUGUUAGUCU
Clupea harengus (Atlantic herring) is the source of this 2086-nucleotide messenger RNA. RefSeq names its product family with sequence similarity 222 member Ba (gene fam222ba). NCBI's taxonomy places the organism in Eukaryota, Metazoa, Chordata, Actinopteri, Clupeiformes, Clupeidae. The record is from RefSeq and is a predicted model, not a curated record. The transcript has 2 exons. The coding region runs from base 65 to 2032 and encodes 655 amino acids.